Balaenoptera ricei (Rice's whale) is the source of this 1667-nucleotide messenger RNA. It is a transcript of the gene TPK1, whose product is annotated as thiamin pyrophosphokinase 1. The record is from RefSeq and is a predicted model, not a curated record. The transcript is spliced from 9 exons. Gene Ontology annotation, biological process: thiamine diphosphate biosynthetic process; thiamine metabolic process. Gene Ontology annotation, molecular function: ATP binding; thiamine diphosphokinase activity; thiamine binding. Lineage: Eukaryota; Metazoa; Chordata; Mammalia; Artiodactyla; Balaenopteridae. Bases 99 to 839 code for a protein of 246 amino acids.
UCCUCAGCCGAGCGCCGAGCGGUCGAUCGCCCUCGCUCCCGCAGUCUGCGCUCCGCUCGCUGGUGGCUCCACCCGCCAUUAUAAACAAGUAAUCCGUUAUGGAGUAUGCUAUUACCCCGCUGGAACCCCUGCUUCCCACUGGGAGUUUGAAAUACUGCCUUGUGAUUCUGAAUCAGCCUUUGGACAAAUGUUUUCGUCAUCUUUGGUGCAAAGCUCUUUUAAGAGCCUGUGCUGAUGGAGGUGCCAACCGCUUAUAUGACGUCACGGAAGGAGAGAGGGAAAGCUUUCUGCCUGAAUUCAUCAGUGGAGACUUUGAUUCUAUUAGGCCUGAAGUUAGAGAAUACUACGCUAUUAAGGGAUGUGAAAUUAUUUCAACUCCUGAUCAAUACCAUACUGACUUUACCAAGUGCCUUGAAGUGCUCCGAAAUAAGAUAGAAGAAAAAGGCCUACAGGUAGAUAUGAUUGUGACCUUGGGAGGACUUGCUGGGCGUUUUGACCAGAUUAUGGCGUCAGUGAGCACUUUGUUCCAAGCGACUCAAAUCACUCCUUUGCCAAUUAUAAUAAUCCAAGAGGAAUCUCUCAUCUACCUGCUCCAGCCGGGAAAGCACAAAUUGCAUGUAGAUACCGGAAUGGAAGGUGAUUGGUGUGGCCUUAUUCCUGUUGGACAGCCAUGCGAUCAGGUUACGACAACAGGCCUAAAGUGGAACGUCACAAAUCAUAGGAUUAGUUUUGGAACACUGGUCAGCACUUCCAAUACCUACGAUGGAUCUGGUGUUGUGACUGUGGAAACAGACCGUCCCCUCCUCUGGACCAUGGCCAUCAAAAACACCCAUGACUGACCUCCGCAGCCGUGCCUCUGACCUCAUUUGCCAACACCUUCAUGCUCCACAAGAACAGUUCACCUGGUUGGCAGGAAUCUAAACCUGUCCCUGAGAAGCCUGCUAGUUUUAAAUAUGUUAAUGUUCAGAUCAUCCAGGUAACAUUAUGAAUGACAGAUCUCAAUUUUACAGUGAGGGGGGUAAAUCAUUAUUUCUUAAGCAAGUAAAUUACAUUCAGUUGGAAAACUAAUGUGUAUUAAUCCACUCUGAAAUUCAGGACUGAUCAUUCUUAUGUUAUUAAUCAUUCCAUGUAUCCUAGGAAACUGUUUUUAAGUUUGAAGCUGAGAAGGCUCUGUUGAGGCUCCGUGGUGUCCCGCACAUAAACCUACUCCUGUUCAUCCUUAAUUGCUUAACACCAAAGGCUACUUCUGUCUAAUAGUAUUAGCUCUCUCUGUAUUACAUGUAUUCCCUUUCACUGAAAAAAUAAUUCCUUCUAGCUUGGGAUGCUAGAACUGCACCAUUUUAUUCUGGCCUUGAUGGGUUUUGGUAUUAUCUUUUCAUAAUAAAUUUAGAAAAUCAUUGGCCUGAUUAUUAAAAUUUAAAACAGGUAGAACCUGCCCAGCAGCUUUACAUAGCGCAAACCGGGUGUUGCCCUAAGGAAAGGGACCAGCAGCUCUCUUCUUUCUGGUGCUACAACAGAGUGGCGGUUGCAUUGUAAGUGGAGAGUGAACGUGGGAUCAGGUGAAGUAGCAUGCAGCUGUGCACAGUCAGUCAUUAGAGAGAACUGUUCAUAAUUUACGCAAAUAUAUGUGACAUUGAAUCCAGAUGUCAAAUAAAAAUAUUUAGUUA